AAGCAAUUUUUAUCUCGACUGCAACUGCAACGUUGCUACUUACAAUUACUUACAAUGUCUGCUACCCUCGAUAUCGAUGCCACAUUCAAGCACGCGUUGAAGUUACUUCAUUCUGCAAACUCCGAGUCCGCGGAAAAGAUUCGCAACCUGCUCGAUGAGCUCAUCAAACAACGUUACGGCAAUGGUAAAACUUUGAUAAACACGCUCAACAAAAAGCACUUGGCCGAAGAACCGCUGGCUGUUGGCAGUAAUCUGUAUGUUCGCAAGCAGAAAGUGAUAGAACCGAAACCAGUGGCCAUAAUAGAUUUGGAUCCAGAUCCGGAAACGGUUGUUUCCGGCACCAUCGAGUGCCUAACGAUUCCACAGUCGGGUCCCAUUGUAAUCUCGACAUCCGACUUAGAAGGCGACGACGAUGACGUAGUCAUGGAAGAGGAUAAGCUAAAAGAACUGGAGGAUCUGAUGUGUGUUGUUUGCCGCCUGAUGGACGUUAGCGCUCGCAACCGGCUAGUCGAGUGUGCCGAUUGUCACUCUCUGUUCCACCAAGAGUGCCACAAACCGAAUAUUUCGGAAACGGAUGCAAACGACGAAGAAAACGCAUGGUACUGCACAUUGUGUCGUAGCAAACAAGCCGUUAACAAAUCACAUACAAUGGUUCACGCAACUUCGAUUCCAAUAGCAACUUCUCCGUCACCGUUGGCUGGAAACUCUUCAUCGGUUCUCAAAUCCUCAUCGCACUCGAAAAGUAGUAGCACUACUAGCAAUGUUAGCAAGCCGUUCGAAUCUAGCUCCUCCAGCAGCAGUAAGCACAAGUCGUCCAGCUCUAAAAGCAAUAAUAGCAAAUCGUUGGAUUCUUCACAUGAACGCGACAAGGACCGUGACCGUGACCGUGAGCGAGAUCGGGAGCGGGAUCGUGACAAAUCCUCAAAAUCUUCUUUAAAUGUGUUGUCCUCAUCAAACAGUUCAGCCAGUUCGUCAUCAAGUAGUGCUAUUGGUACACCUAGUAUAAAUAUAAUCAGCGCGGACAAACGCAUCCAAAUGAUGAAGAAAAAAGCGGCAAAAAUGCAUGACAAUAAACGAAAGCAUAAAUAGUU
Molecule: messenger RNA, 1091 nt
Organism: Anopheles bellator
Lineage: Eukaryota; Metazoa; Arthropoda; Insecta; Diptera; Culicidae
Product: integrator complex subunit 12-like
Exons: 1
Coding region: 55-1089 (344 amino acids)
Biological process (GO): snRNA 3'-end processing
Cellular component (GO): integrator complex
Source: RefSeq, a predicted model, not a curated record